AUGCCUCCUCCCGCUCCCUUCCCCAAUAGCCCCUCGAACCCGCGCAAACCUCUCGAGAGCCAGACAAACGCGGGCAGUGAUAUGUCCGUGAUGCUUUUCGUCCAGCCAGAUUGCCCGUCUAAGUUUGCCUAUCAGGACCAGCAUCGCAUUAACGGGCUCAACGCAGAGGCAUUGGCGAGGGUCUUCCUACCUGCCCCACCCUGGAUUCUGACCCCCGAGUAUGCGCAACUUCGGUCGGACCCCGGCAACCCCUCCGCCUGCAUCUUCUUCAGCACCAACCUUUCCAUCUACAAUAAACAAGUCGUUGCAUCAGAAUGGACCGAGCAAUGGUUCUUCAUGAACGGUCGUGUUCACCCGUAUACCCUGACCUGGGAGAUUGAACAGCGAGAUGGUCCAGAGUCAGAUACUGGCGCCAUCACACAAUACACCAUUCCGGCUCUUAUCAUCUGUGAUCAGGGCUACCAGCCCAUUCUCCCCCGAAACUUUGCCUCCGUAGACCACUUCCCCGCUGUCCCUCCCGUUAUCGCGUUCACUGGCCCUGUUGUCGGUUCCGGCCGCACAUUGCUACGAAAGGAGUCUAUUCCAGGACUCGACGGCGUCUAG
Molecule: messenger RNA, 603 nt
Organism: Fusarium vanettenii 77-13-4
Lineage: Eukaryota; Fungi; Ascomycota; Sordariomycetes; Hypocreales; Nectriaceae
Exons: 2
Coding region: 1-603 (200 amino acids)
Source: RefSeq, a predicted model, not a curated record